UGGGUUUGAUGGAUUUGUUUGUCUAUUGCAAAAUUGAACCCAUGUUUUAUUUUAUUUUUUGGGCAAUGAAAAGGUAUAAUUUUUAUUUAUGGGUUUGUCUUAUUUUUAUUGGAAGUUAAGAUUUUUUUAUGGUAUUGAUUGACUUGGCUUUUGGGAUUCUCACUAUUGUUGUUUUGUGCUUUUUGUGUGUCACUGUUUUCUGCUCCAUUCCAUCUUGAUUUCAUUGGUAACAGUAAAAGGAAAAAAAGGUUCUUUCUUGUUGAAAAGGGUUUUACUUUAAGUCAGUGAAAGAAAAAUCAUUUCUAGCUGGUGAUUUCUUUUUCCUUGGUCUUUCAGAAUCUUAUGCAAAUCAAACCCUUAGUACCCUUUUGUUUGGUUGCUUGGUAGAUAGAGGAAAGAAUAUGGAUUAUUUGUUGAUUGAAUUCUAAAGUGUAAUUGAAAAAUGGAAGGUGAUAUAUUCGGAGAACUAGGCGAAACGAGUCAAGUAGAUAGUAGGCUUUUACAGGUAUUUCAGAAGAGUUUACUGCAAGCGCAAGAUAUUUUGAAUCAGAACCGGCUUUUAAUCAAUGAGAUAAACCAGAAUCAUGAGUCUAGGAUGCCUGAUAAUCUGAGCAGAAAUGUCGGUUUGAUUAGAGAGCUCAAUAGCAAUAUCAGAAGAGUGGUUGAUCUUUAUGCUGAUCUUUCGAGUUCUUUUAACAAGUCGCAAGAAGCUUCGUCUGAAGGGGACUCGAGUGGAACUCUAAAAUCUGAUGGAAAAGUCAACCAGAAGAGAAUUAGAUCAAGUUAACAGGUUGAAAUUCGAGGUUUCGUGAGGCUGUGAAGUGAAGAAGUUUAUUCUGAUGCUGAAUGAAUGAAUUUUUCUGGUGAGACUAUGUGUAACUCGUCCAAGGUUUCUUCUGCGCGAUUUCUUCCGUAUUGGUUUUAUGUUUAAAAAGGCUCAUAGCUUUAGUUGAUAAUCUAAUUAAUGUAGCAUCAAUUUGAGGACUUCACAGUUGUGAUUUUCUGUAACACUGUUAGCUUCAUGAAAUGAAACAUGUUCUUGUGGACAAGUUAAUCAAA
Lathyrus oleraceus (garden pea) is the source of this 1059-nucleotide messenger RNA. RefSeq names its product protein ELF4-LIKE 4. Bases 443 to 787 code for a protein of 114 amino acids. The record is from RefSeq and is a predicted model, not a curated record. NCBI's taxonomy places the organism in Eukaryota, Viridiplantae, Streptophyta, Magnoliopsida, Fabales, Fabaceae. Gene Ontology annotation, biological process: positive regulation of circadian rhythm; entrainment of circadian clock. The transcript has 2 exons.